GGAUCGUAUCGAAUAUGCCGUAACCAUGGAAAUGAAAAUACAUGAAAUGUGAAGAUGCUGUCCUUGCCAGGAACUGAAUAUGACCAUGUAAAAAUACAGUGCAUGGGCACAUCACUAGCAAGAUUUAUAAACCUAAGACAUAUCGACCUUUCACUUAAUGCACUUACUUCAUUGCGGGGGUUGGAAACGCUGGGCCAAUUGGAAAAACUCAAUAUAUAUCACAACAACCUUACUCUACUGAGUGAGCUCUUCAGACUACAUCACAACGCGAGACUGAAUGAGGUUGAUAUCAGAAUGAAUCCUGUUUCGCUAAAUGAGAAAGAUUACAGGCUGUUCCUCAUACAUCUACUGCCAGAUCUUGAACUGCUCGACGACAGCAAAGUGUGGUCCAGUGAGAGAAUGGCUGCACAGCUGUACUUUACAAAGUUUAGUGUUCAACAACCAGAUAAAGGUCACCCAGUUUCGACAGUGGUGCCACCUAGAGUUCGUCUAGUGCAACAAGUCUUACGGUUAACAGCGGAUCCUAAAGGGAGCAUACAACAGCUUCCCUGCUCGGAAGGCUGCAGUGAGCAACACUGUAGUAACUUCAAACCUAUCCAUGCUUCCUACUCUUUAUGCAGAAACAAAGGUGAAGAUUUUCAGGAGCACUCAGAGGCGGUUGGCGGAUCAUUUUUUGGUGCUGCGGGAUGCGGAUCUAUGGAUGCUGAUAUAGUCCGAACAUGUCUGUGUGAGUUGCUCAUUUGCGAGAAUGAAGCGAAGACGGCGCCACUGAGCGGAGGAGCUGCGCCGGAGGCUGACGAAGCACGGUUCGUGCGAGGAGGAUUGCUAUGGCGCGGAAGAAACCCGGAGGCGAUGAGGCCUCGCGAUGGUGGGGAGAAUGCCUUCGUGGCAGAGGCUGCUAUAUUCCCCCUGACAGCGAUGGCGAAUCCGAGUUGGCAGGGGCGUCGAGUCGCGGUCUCGAAAGACACCUCGCGCCGCGUAUGCCGAGAACCGCUCCGUGGCACGAGUGGCAGAGGCUCUCCACAAAACCCAGCCCCGUGCCCCGGUGAGAAGCGCCGCCGCACGUGCAGCGACGCUCAGUUGCAGGCAGUUGUCGCGCGAUCGCACGAGGACGGCAGGAGCAGGAGCGACAAGCCAGCACCUGAGAUAUGA
This is a messenger RNA of Priapulus caudatus, 1152 nucleotides long. RefSeq lists its product as uncharacterized. The record is from RefSeq and is a predicted model, not a curated record. Gene Ontology annotation, molecular function: protein binding. NCBI's taxonomy places the organism in Eukaryota, Metazoa, Priapulida, Priapulimorpha, Priapulimorphida, Priapulidae. The transcript has 7 exons. Bases 55 to 1152 code for a protein of 365 amino acids.